AUGUGUGGCCCAUUUAAAAGCUGCCAGGCCAUUUUACGCCUCUUGGAAAUCAUCUUCAGCGCUUUGUCCCUCAUCAUCAUCAUGAUCAGGGGCGGGAUGGUGAGUCCACGGGGCGUGUGGUGCGAGUUCGUCUGGGUGUUCUGCAUCAUCGUGCCCCUGGUGCUGAUGGUGAUGGAGGCCAUGUCGUGGCACAAACUCCUGGCCGCCUUCCUCCCCGACUGGGCCGACCUGAGCUGCGGGCUGACCCUGCUGUGUGCCGCCAUGACCAUCUCGGCCACAAUCAUCUCGGCCACAAUCAUCUCGGCCACAAUCAUCUUCGCAGCUGUGUUCGCCUGCCUCUCCUGCGUCCUCAACAUCCUGUGUGUCAUCUUCUCCCUGGUCGCCACAGCUGUCUUCCUGGUCGACGCUGUAAAGCAGAAGAUCACGUGUCGGAGCUGCUACCUCUCCGGCCUCAGAGGCCUCCUCCGCAUGUCAGAGGCCUUCCUGGCUUGUAUCAUUCUCACCGCCGCCGCCGACUACUUUGUGAAUCAGCAUUGGUCCGUUCCUCCUUUUGGGAUGAUAGGCAGCAUCAUCGUGUUUGCCGUUUGCCUCCUGGUCACCGUGGUCAUCAUCCUCCUCCACCUGCUCAAGCUCCUGCGGUGCCUCCUCUCAUUCGGCCUCGGCUUGAUGGAGUUUGUGUUCAACAUCGUGACGGUGCUGUCGUACCUGCUCGCCAUCACUCUCUGGAUUGUCUUUGGUUACAAACACUACAAUUACAGCCCUUACAUCUGUGAGCGCUGCUCCUACGCAGACUUCAUCACCGUCAUCGUCGGAGCCCUCGUCAACCUGGUGCUUUACCUGGUCGACCUGGUUUUAUCCUUCAAAUCCCUCUAG
This is a messenger RNA of Hippoglossus stenolepis (Pacific halibut), 873 nucleotides long. RefSeq names its product myeloid-associated differentiation marker. NCBI's taxonomy places the organism in Eukaryota, Metazoa, Chordata, Actinopteri, Pleuronectiformes, Pleuronectidae. Bases 1 to 873 code for a protein of 290 amino acids. Gene Ontology annotation, cellular component: membrane. The transcript has a single exon. The record is from RefSeq and is a predicted model, not a curated record.